Prorocentrum cordatum is the source of this 1128-nucleotide messenger RNA. The record is from the annotation of a GenBank genome assembly. NCBI's taxonomy places the organism in Eukaryota, Dinophyceae, Prorocentrales, Prorocentraceae.
AUGGUCGCCGCGGGAGGCGCACACACGGUGCUGCUCAGGAGCGACGGCACGGCCGUGGCCUUCGGCGAGAAUCACGCCGGCCAGUGCAGCGUGCCGGCGUUGGACGGUGGCCUUAGCUACACGCAGGUCGCCGCGGGCGCGGCCCACACGGUGCUGCUCAGGAGCGACGGCACUGCCGUGGCCUUCGGCUCGAAUCUUGAGGGCCAGUGCAGCGUGCCGGCGCUGGACAGUGGCUUGAGCUAUACGCAGGUCGCCGCGGGCUUGGCCCACACGGUGCUGGUCAGGAGCGACGGCACGGCCGUGGCCUUCGGCGAGAAUCGCGAGGGCCAGUGCAGCGUGCCGGCGCUGGACGGUGGCUUGAGCUACACGCAGGUCGCCGCGGGAAACGUCCACACGGUGCUGCUCAGGAGCGACGGCACUGCCGUGGCCUUCGGCUCGAAUCACAAUGGCCGGUGCAAUGUGCCGGCGCUGGACGGUGGCCUGAGCUACACGCAGGUCGCCGCGGGAGGCUUCCACACGGUGCUGCUCAGGAGCGACGGCACGGCCGUGGCCUUCGGCUGGAAUGGUCGUGGCCAGUGCAACGUGCCGGCGCUGGACGGUGGCUUGAGCUACACGCAGGUCGCCGCCGGAGGGGCCCACGCGGUGCUGGUCAGGAGCGACGGCACGGCCGUGGCCUUCGGCUCGAAUCAAGAUGGCCAGUGCAAUGUGCCGGCGCUGGACGGUGGCCUGAGCUACACGCAGGUCGCCGCGGGAGGCUCCCACACGGUGCUGCUCAGGAGCGACGGCGCGGCCGUGGCCUUCAGCGAGAAUUACGCUGGCCAGUGCAACGUGCCAGCGCUGGACGGGGCGCCGACGUACACCGCGCGCCUGCUCGUCGGCGCGACGCUGCUCCUGCAGGCGUCGCUCGACGGCGGCGCGGUGCGCUUCCUGACCCUGGGCGGGGUGGAGCGCUGCCGGGUGCGGGCGGCGCCUGGCGCGCCGCUCGCUGGCGUGCGCGACUGGCUGGCGGGCGAGCUGGGCGCGGGCAGGCUGGGCCCCGGGCUCGGCCGCGCCGACGCGGCCCUGCCAGGCGGACGGCUCCUGAGCGGGGCUCGGCGGGCGAGACCGUCGCGACGCCUUCGGGUUGUA